ACCGCCAUCUUUAAUUUUUGCAGACAGGCAAGAUUUGAUUUUCAGGAGGCAAAACUUUUGUCCAACAUACGGGCUUCGUACAAUUGCAGUAUUUCCUAUAAUCUAUUUUCAAAUGAAUUUAGAGCUGUUGGAGACUUUUGGCCAGAACUUUCCAGAGGAAAGCGAUGGCACUCUGGAUUGCAUCAGCAUGGCGCUGACCUGCGCCUUCAACAAACGAGGCACGUUAUUGGCCGUGGGCUGCAAUGAUGGCCGUGUGGUCAUUUGGGACUUCCUGACCAGGGGCAUAGCUAAGAUCAUCAGUGCGCAUGUCCAUCCUGUCUGUUCUGUCAGCUGGAGUCGAAAUGGUCAUAAGCUGUUGAGCGCGUCCACAGACAACAUGAUCUCCAUCUGGGAUGUGCUAAGCGGCGAUUGUGACCAACGAUACCGGUUCCCUUCCCCAGUGCUCAAGGUUCAGUUUCACCCACGGAACGAGGCAAAGAUCCUGGUAUGUCCCAUGAAACAUGCACCCAUCAUCCUCAACAUUGACGGCAGUUACUCAGUCGUACCAACAGAUGAUGACUUUGAUCUGAAUAUUGUGGCGUCAUUUGACCGGAGAGGGAAGUAUAUCUACACAGGGAAUGCUAAAGGAAAGGUUCUUGUGGUGUCGACUGACAAUCUGAAAUUAGUGGCUUCCUUCAAAGUCACCACCGGUACAAGCAAUACAACAGCCAUCAAAUCCAUUGAGUUUGCAAGGCGGGGCAACUGUUUCCUAGUCAACACGGCUGACCGCAUCAUCCGUGUCUAUGAGAGUGGGGAGGUACUUGCCUGCGGCAAAGAUGGCGAACCUGAACCUAUACAGAAGCUGCAAGAUCUGGUCAACAGAACACCCUGGAAGAAAUGUUGCUUCUCUGGUGACGGGGAGUACAUCGUUGCUGGAUCGGCCAGGCAGCACGCCCUCUACAUCUGGGAGAAGAAAUACGGCAACCUAGUGAAAAUCCUCCACGGCACUCGAGGGGAGCUGUUGCUGGAUGUGGUCUGGCAUCCUGUGCGGCCAAUCAUAGCGUCCGUCUCAAGUGGUGUUGUGUCCGUCUGGGCCCAGAACCAAGUGGAAAACUGGAGUGCUUAUGCGCCCGACUUCAAGGAGCUGGAUGAGAACGUGGAAUAUGAUGAGCAAGAAAGCGAAUUUGACAUUGAAGAUGAGGACAAGUCUGUGGAAGAUCCAGUGGAUGUUGCUGUAGAAGAUGAAGAGGUUGAUGUUCUCAGCGUGGAACCAAUCGCCGCAUUUCUUAGCAGUGAUGAGGAGGCAGAGGAUGAGAGAGCCCUACUUUACCUGCCCAUCUCACCAGAAGUUGACGAACCGGAGGAACCAACUUGGGCACCAACCAUAGACCCCACUGAUGAACCUCCCCAGGCAGAGAGCCAGAAAAGAACAGCUCCCAAAGAUCCAGCCCUGCUGUCGCCCAAAAAGAAAAAAGUCAAAGUGGUCGACGUUGAACUUCAUGGGGAGGCCUCUGAUGAAAUCCACCCUCUUCUGUCAAACAAAAGUGACGGCAAGACGAAGCGGAGGGGUGCUCCUCCUGGAAAACAGAGGGGCGGUGUGGAUGGCAGACGAGGCAAAUCAAAACAUCGGAGACACCUGGAUGAUUAGACAUCAAUACUAACUGUACCUCCCAGGACAUUUUGUUGUAGCAAUUACAGUAAUUCUCCAAAACUCCCUGCCAUAUUGAACCCCAUUGGCAGCGAUGCCUGUAUACCACUGAAAUGCUGCCCUGAAGACAAAGCGCCCUCAAGAGGCCUUGCACAUAAUCAGUGGGGCGGCCAUCUUGAUUUCUCUACACAGAUUUCAGCAAGAUGCAGAUUGAGGAGUAAUUUCAUGUGACACAUGAAAAAAGGGAGAAAUCAGAUAAUGUUGUAAAAAGUUUGACAUUUAGGAGGAUUUCCAAAACUCUGAAAACUCACUUCCAUAAAAAUGAUCCUCUACUUACCGUACCAUGCUCAGAAUUUUGGUUGGCUGUCUCUUUUUUCUAUUCCCCUAAAAGAUUUGUUUGACUUAGAUGUACAUGUACAUAUAUCUUAUGUAAAUAUUUGUAAAAAAAACCUGUAAAAAAACAAACAGCUAGAAGAUACCGCUGAACAGAAUAAUAAGCCAGCACUGCAUAUGAUUUAGAAUGUUGGGAAUAAAAUAGGACACAACCAAGAAAUACCAAUCAUCACUUCUUGUCUUCUUCAGUACAUGGCAACAGAUUUGCUGAAUCCACAAUAAUACUCUACACAGCCAAUCAUGUGAGGAAAACCUACCGAUGUUUACUUUGACGGCAUUUUAGUUCCCUGAUUCAGGUUUGUUAUCAAGUCAGCUGCAAGCCACCAUAGUAAGCCUUUUGCGAGUUAAGUUAGAGUAAAAUCUAGUAUCUGAGUUAUCUGAUUGAACAUAAGCAUGAUUUGAAUUCCCCAGACUAAAGACACUGUUGCUAUGCCUCGUGAUUCAGGGCAAGCAUCUCGGGAAUGGACUGGUGCCUUUGUGCCCUUCUUAUCCAUUGACACCAGCAGUAUUGGUGCAAAGCGUCUCUUAUGUAACUAAACAAAAGCUGGCCCCAAAUGAUGAGGUAUAACAACUUUGUUGUUAGUAUGGCGAAUUCAAAUUAUGUUCAUGUGAAUUUAAAGAACCCAGUGUACCAGAUUUUAUUUUAAACUUAACUCACAAAAGGUCUUAUUGACUCGCAAGUCAUUCAGUCCUAAGUCAACUCACAGGCUCAUUGAAUGAACUGCAUUAAAGGCAUUCCUUUGUCAUCGCUCUUCUCUUCAGUUCAGACCAGGUUUGAGAAUUAAAUUGCGACUGACGCGCUUCCAGAUCUGCAGUUAUUCUUUACAUGUGCACUGUAUGGAAUCCAAGGCAAGGCACUGACAAGACCGACAAGGAAUGAAGAUCAAGGCUGGCCAUGAUCACUGUGCUUUGUAGAAGGGCUUGUGUGUGGCCAGGUUGAAAUCUUUACUGACACAAAAGUUUUUCAAUAGUACAUGACUUGUAACAUCUCACUUCCCCAAUUCCAGUGGGUAACUGUGCAGAGUACCGAACUGUGAUGUCUCUUGGAGCUUGAAGCAGUGGAAACCAGUGGAGUGUGCACUGGUUCUCUUAUGCCUUUCACACACAAUGGUGUGUGAUGUAUAACACUUUGAUGCUCUGUAGUUUGCAAUCAGUACAUGCAGUUAACUUGCGUGUACACCAUUCUCUUGAUAGUGAUUCAGGCAGCAUUAGAGUCAUCCAUGCUGUAAAUAAUUGCAAAUCUUUUAAAAAACCCUACUGAAGAAUGGCUAUUGUAAUUCCCUGAGCUCUUACCCUCUAUAGUAACUGUGUUGGUUUUAAUUGAGCGACCCGACGUGUGUGAUUGACCCCAUUGCUUCCAGUGGAUCCUUGCAAUAUCGGUAAUGAAUAAAAACAUAUGCAUGGCUUGAAUUUGUAA
This is a messenger RNA of Acanthaster planci (crown-of-thorns starfish), 3437 nucleotides long. RefSeq names its product RB binding protein 5, histone lysine methyltransferase complex subunit (gene rbbp5). Gene Ontology annotation, molecular function: protein binding. The record is from RefSeq and is a predicted model, not a curated record. Lineage: Eukaryota; Metazoa; Echinodermata; Asteroidea; Valvatida; Acanthasteridae. Gene Ontology annotation, cellular component: Set1C/COMPASS complex.